Molecule: messenger RNA, 1560 nt
Organism: Plasmodium adleri (nom. inval.)
Lineage: Eukaryota; Apicomplexa; Aconoidasida; Haemosporida; Plasmodiidae
Product: conserved Plasmodium protein, unknown function
Exons: 1
Coding region: 1-1560 (519 amino acids)
Source: RefSeq, a predicted model, not a curated record
AUGCCUAAAGGCUCAUCAUUUUUUUUAAAAACCUUUGUGUGUGCAACACCUGUAGGUAUAUUAUUAUUUAACGAAAUUAAGAGAAUUACUAACGUGCGAGAAAAUGAAAGCUUUAAUAAAAAUUUGUUUUUAAAAAAUUUUGAUAGGAAUAUUUUAAUAAAAAAUAAAAGAACAACUGUAUUAGAAGAAGAGAAGAUGUAUGAAAACAAAAAAAGAGUGUCCUUUUUUCGUAAUUCAUCAAAUAUAAAUAAAGAGAGUGAUAAAGAGGAAGCUCUGAAUUAUUUUUAUGGAAAGGCAUGGGGAUAUACAACUGAUUAUGAAAUUGAUAUAAGUUUGAAUACAGGUGAUUUGAUUUUUAUAAAACAUGAUUUAGAUAAUUUAAAUAUUUUUAAGAAAAUGCUGUUAAAAGUAAAUAGAUAUUUCCAAGGUAAUAAUGAUUAUGAUGAAAUAGGAAUGAUAUUAAAAAAACAUAAUAUAAGUUAUAUAUAUAUUCAGAACUUGUUAAAUAAAAAAGAAAAUGUAAUACGAUAUUCUUAUUUCUUACAGAAAUAUAAACCAUCUGUUGUUUCUUUGAGAAGGUUUUUAUGUGAUGAUGAAAAUAUAAAAAUAGAAUUACAAAAAAAUAUUAUGCAUAGUAUUAUGAAUGAUGAUGGAAUUAAUAAACGAUAUUCAAUUUUUUUAAAUUUGUUAUAUAAUAUAUUUAAAAAAAAAGUGUCUAUUAAUACAAAUGAAAAUACAAGUAAAAAUUUGUAUAAUGAUGAAUAUAUAUGUAAAAAAAUUAAUUCUAAUAUCGAAAUUAAUAAUUUAAUUAAUAUGUUAUUAUUUAGAUCUUUUAAUUUAUUUUAUUAUUUUAUAAAUUAUAUGGAAAAUAUACAAAAUGUACAAAAUGUACAGUGGAUUAAAAAAAAAAAUUAUAUCAUUCUAAAUAAUAUUUAUUUAAAUUCUAAUAUGCAACCAAAUCAAAAUUUCAAUAUAAAUGAUAAAAAAAAUUUACAGUCCUAUGAAUUCCCUAGAAAUUCUUUAACACAUUUUAAUUUUAUUAAAAAAGAUUAUGAACUUAUGAAAAAAAAUAAAAUAAUUUAUGAAAAACCAAAAAAAGAAAUAUUAAAAGAAAUUGAAAAGUUUUUUUUAUUUCUAAUAGAAAAUGAAUACACACUUAUGGAUUCUACUCAAUAUAUGAAUCAAGUUUUAAAAAAUAAAAGAAAUAUAGAAGUUACAAAUAAUACAAAUCAUAAUAAUACAAAUAAAUUUAUUAAAAAUUUAUACUUUUAUAUAAACAAAUUCUAUUCAAAAUUAAAAAGUUUUUCUUUGAUUAAUUAUCAUGUUUAUGAAAUAUACAGAAAGACUCAUUUAUUACCAUUUAUUAAAAACGACUAUAAUUCUAUAUCAUUAUUUUUAUCAUUAAACAAUUUUUAUAAACCAAUAAAUAGUAAUAACAUUCUUCAAGACACAUUUAAUGUUCCUAAAUUAUCUAACAUAUUUCAUGUAAGACAGGAAGAAGCAGAAAAACUUCAAAAAUAUUUCUAUCAGUUUAAUAAAGUACCCAAAUCUGAAAUAUAA